UUUUCCGUAUCCGUUCGUCUGUCUGACUGACAAUCUGACAAAUAAAUUCUUUUCAAUACAAAAAUGGCUGCUGUGCAACCAAAUCCAAAUUUUGCAAAAAUGAUUUCGGCGCAGCUUCGAAAUAAAGCAACCCAUAACAAUCUUGCCGACAUACUGGAGAUGUUUGAGGCUGAGACGGACAAUUAUACGCCCUUACUGCUUACUGUAGAAGUGAUAUUUACAAAACUAUUGCGAAGAGGCGAACUGCUAGAGGGAAUAGUUCCCCUAAAACCAGCAGACAACAGUCCCGAAGCACAGUACAAACGAUGGCUGCGCGAGUGCUUCGAGGCGGCUCAGACCCGUAUCCUGGAGUGCAUCCGCCGCGGCCGCAUGAGCUCCCGGCUGCAGGCUCUAGUCACUGCUUGCAAGCUCAUGCAGGCUGAAGGCAAGCACCCUUUGGAGGGUUCCUCUGGAUUUUAUUUCCCAUCAGUCAGGCUCAAGAACAUAUUCAAUGUAUUGCUGGACCCUGAAAUAUCAAUGUCGGCGCCGAUCGCUCGCUUCCAAGAAUUUACUGAGUACAAGGAUGUACAGCAGUAUGGCCUGAAAGUACUCUCCACAAUCGCUUAUCGCAAAUCACCAACAUCAAUAUACAUGCAGAACUACUUGGAGCUACUUGACAAACUGCUGAUAUGUGAGAUACCCACAGAGACCAAAAUCAAGGGUAAAGAGAGGGACGGAGAAGAGAAAGAAGAGAAGCUUCUGUGUGGCACUGAAGACAAGGCCCCGUUCCCGUACAACCCAGGCGUGUGCCGGCGCUACGCCAACCGCUGCUGGGGCUUCGCGUGUCAGUGGCCGCUGUGCCAGGACUCCCGCACGCACCGCCGCGCGCUGCUACUGCUCGUCGAGCGACUCAUGCCACUGCUGAACCGACCACAUCUCGCCACUGAUAUGCUCUGCGACAGUCUGGAUGCUGGUGGUCCCAUCAGCAUGUUGGCUCUGCAAGGUGUGUUGGAGCUGGUGCGGCGCCACAACAUCGACUACCCCGACAUGUACGACCGCCUGUACGCCAUGUUCGAGCCGGAGAUGUUCGCCACGCGGUACAAACGACGGCUCAUGCACCUCGCUGACAUCUUCCUCAGCUCCACCCACUUGCCAGAAAGUCUAGUAGCGGCGUUCGCGAAGCGUCUGUCUCGGCUAGCGCUGGUGGCGUCCCCCGAGGACGCGGUGGGACUGCUGCAGCUCGUCGCCAACUUGUUGCUGCGCCAUCCCGCGCUCAAGCGUAUGAUCUGCUAUGAAGAUACACCCGCUAUCAUGUCGAACGACCCGUACGUGAUGGAGGAGACGUGUGCGCGGUCGUCCCGCGCGCUGGGGUCGUCCCUGUGGGAGGUGUGGGCGCUGCGGCGCCACCCCGCGCCCGCGCUGGCCGCCGCCGCCGCCACCGUGCUGCAGCCCGCCACCGACCGCGCCGCGCCGCUCGCGCUCACCGCGCCCGACCUCGCCGCGAACUUCGACGCCGAACUGAAGAAGAGGUUCAAGACGAUAGAGAUGAAUUUCGUUCGGCCACAAGGCAUGACCACGCCGUCUGGCGAGCGAGUGAUGCAGUAUUGGGAGCUGAUGGCCUGAACCAACACGCAGUAAGGAUAACAACAUUGUUGACUCGCAUUUAUGUAUCACCCUACACGUGAGAGGACCACGCCGUCAAGCGGCACAGACCAAAUCAGUCGUGAUGUGAUUUGCUCUGCCCCCUACUUGCUCGGUCGGACCAAAUCCUGUCGCCUGUAGGUCUACAGUACACAUUGAUUUCCGUACAGGCCCCGUUGCUUGCGAAUUUAGAUGAUGUCAGAGUUGUAAGGAUAGAUAUGAAUAGAAUAGUGACUAUUAUUGCGUCUGUUAAUUAGAAGUAUUUUAUUAUUAUUAUAACUUUACAACUCUGUUGGCAUAAGCUUUCGAGACAUGUAUAUUUAUGUACUCUCCAGGACUAACCUCGUAUUAGGAAUGCACAGUUAAACAAAGAUUAUAUCGAUAGGACAUCACUUUGCAAACUUCCUGAAAUAGUGACAGUUGCCUACAUGAUUGCUAGUUUCAGAAUAAAAUAUUAAUAAAUAAAUAUAUUCGUCUUCCGGCAACCGUCGUCAAAAUUGCAUGAUCGACACAUACAUUGAUCAUUCAAUUUCGAUACAAGUGAUAUGGAGUACACGGGCAGUACCUAUAUAGCACUGCACUUUAUGUACACUCUGUAUGUCUCACUUAGUAUGUGAACAGAUCCAUACUAGGCCUAGCAGUGUAGCUGUUUUGUUGCUUACCACAUAUUUUACAAGUAAAUUGUUGAUAGUUAUAACUAAAAUGUAAGUAUAUACAUUAUACACCCUUUAUACAGUGUGUCUGUUUAAAACAAGGAUGCCGCAUUUGGUAACAUAUUGAAAGUAUUGCCAGUGAAAGCAACUCCACUUCCUAAAUACACAAGAUAUGAUAUAAUAGUAUAAAGUUUAUAAUUAUAAGGUUUUGAAUACAUUUUGCACUUGUAAUGUUAAAAUUUUAAUGUAGGUGAUGUUUGUUGUAGUUCUGUUACAAUUUUAUUUUUUUACGAAUGACUUGGAACGUCUGUGAUUGUUGGGCCGGGCGUCGGUAGCGAGCCACGUUUACAAGGUUAUUUAUUUAAAAGUAUAUAGUCAGUAAAGUAAGUGUAUAUCCGCGUGGGUAUAGAUAGACUAGCGCUAAUAGAGUGUCUACUCUUGUAGGAGAGGUGAAUAGUAAUCUUUAUGAAUAAGUAAAUUAUGUCUGAUAUUCUUUAUGUUUAAGUAUUAACUAACUUAUUGUGUAUAGUGUAACUUUACUAAAGGCUACUACCGACUCCCGGGUGCGCGUGGGCCGCUCGAGUGUGCUCUGCUGGCGCCGCGCAUAGGUUGUUAUAGAAUAGCUCGCGAAUGUCACGUGUCAGGGUGGACAAAUAGAGAUUUUAUCCCAAAAAUUAAGAUUGCCAUGACAAAAUGAAUGAAACUGGGUAAAAUAUCGUUUAAAUUAAAUAUCCCACAGAUAGUAAAUAUCGAUCGAUAUGAGUAUAGUCAAAAAUUAGCUCUAAAUAUUACAAUUAAAAGGAUAUCGAUCGAUUGAAGCUACAACCUUCAAGUUCUCUAAAAACAAACAGGGUGAAGUAACCGUGCCCCCCAACAGGGGUAGACAGUUACAUUGCAUAGUAUAUAUUUACACAAGUAGUAAAUUGUAUCACGUCUGACACGUGCAUUCUCGUGGAUCGCAGUGGUUGGUCCGUUAGGUAACGAACGUGCAUUGUCGCCGUCUUCCCGCACUAAUCUAUUAUAGUUUCAUUCCAAUACGAACUUCCUGAACUAAUUGUUGAACAUUUAUUAAUUAAGAAAUUUAUUUUUAUUUUUUUUUUUCUUCUGAAGCUGUUGUCUCUGUGUAGUGAAGUAAAUUGAGUUUAAAGUGAAAUAUAUGUUAUAUUGUUUGAAUUACGUUGAUUGAUUAGUAUUUAUUAAUCAGUAAGGGCUAAUUAAUUGUCUCUCCAGUAUAUUAUUUGAUAAAGAAAGCACCAAAAAUUAAUAUAAUGAUUAAAAAAUACGUUCAAUUUUUUUUUUUUUUUUUGUAACCGACUAAAGUUUUUCUUGGUAAUAUUAUUGUUAUUAAUCUGUAUAUUCCAAAAACAAAGAGGGUGUUAAGAGAAAUACACAAUAUACUUCAUUCUAGAGUAUAUUUUCCACUGACUUCACUACAAGAGAUAAACUACCAACCAAAUUGUCCUGUAUCACGUGUUGAUCAAGUUUGUAUCUGGUGACAGACAGACCGCCAUAUUUAUUUAAUUUUAUUGUUAUUAUUAGUUGAAUGAAGCCUCGCAGAUUGGGGCGCGGCUGGCCAUCCGAUAGUCUUGGACAGAUGGGCCAAUUUAUACAUGUAAUAUGAAAUUUAGGAAACUGUUAAAGCUCUGGUUUUGUACCAUACUGUUUUGUAUUUUAUUUCCUAAGCAGUAAAUGCUGGUUUCAUAUAGCAAACAUUUAAUUGGUAAUUAAACCGUCAGUCAAUAUGUUAAGUGUAUUUCUAAAUGUUUUCGAAAUGCUGUGGCGUACUUAUUGGCCAGUGAUUAUGAUUUUAUUAUAUAUACCUAUACAUGUAAGAUUAUACAUAGUGCAAUACUGUUCGGAACAUUUUGUACGUUUUUACAAUAUUCUAGUCUGGAUAAGGGACGCCGUGUGGCGCCACACAAUAUGUGUUUUUAAAUUAUCGCUGAAAAAAGUGUUUACAUGAUUUCAUAUUUAUUUCUAUCAUGUUUCACUGAAAAGAUAAAACACUCGAUAGUUAUUACUAUUACUUAUUAUAGGUUUGUGAAUGCGGUAAUUCUGUAUUCACUAAAAUAAAAGACUACUGUUGCUUCCAUUGAAUGACAGCGAAAUACUUCCAUAUAACAAAGUUCAAAACUUUUACCUCAACAAAAUUACAAAGUCAUGAAAUAUGCAAAAUUAUGUAAUUUCAUUAAUUUGUUAGUAUAUUACACAAAAUCUAGACGCGAUAGACAUACCUUCUUUGAAGAAUAUCGCCUUUCGUCUUGUUUAGUUCUAUAUGAAAUAUUUAUUGUUUAGCUGGGACAAAAAUUAUGUUGAUCAGUAUUAUAACGAACUCAUGUAACUAGUUUCAAGCAGCCUCGGUCUAAUAAUAUCGUUUAAGAGAAGGGUCCAGCCCAGUCUAAUCCAACCCUUCUUCUUAACUCUAAGUACGGCAUACCGACAUACCAAGUAUGCUGCGGACUUGGGGAAGUAGCAUCGUGAUUGUGAGCGAAGCGAACAAAAACAGAGACAUACUGAACUUAAUGUAAAAAGGACUUAGCUGCUAAAUAACGGCUGGCAGAGUAAGUGUCGACUAGCACGAGCAAUGCCGAUUCGUAAGUCCCAGGCAGAUUCCACAAAAAAUGUUUUUUUUUUUAAUCCCAGCUAAAACAAUAUUAUUUUUUUCAUAUGCAAAUUGAGUAUAUUCUUUGAAAAAACUGUAUGUCUAUCGUGUAUCUGUGUAUGUCUGUUUGUUUGUGCACUUCCCUAAAAUAGGAGGGUGGAAGUUUGUAUGGAUAAAAUAUUGGUAUGCGGAAUAUUCGCGAGUAUCAAAAAAUCGUACAUCAUUUUUAUUGUUAAUCUUCCCCAACUCCUUAUGCGCGCGAGCGAAGCUAGUAUAAUAUUAUUUAUUACAAAUAUACCAGUUGUAUAAUGAAUAUUCGCAGGAAUACUUCAAAUUAUGUUAAUUGUACUGUAUUAAGUAUUCACAACGUUAUUGUAAGAUUUGUAUCUUGUACACAGGAACCAAACCAGUUGUACUACAUUGUAAUCGUAGAUACUAACCCCACCAGUGAAUGUCUUAGAAUCUCGCUAAAAUAGCCCCUAUUACCACGGGGAUAAGGAGUUAGCCGCCGCGCCCGCCGCAUCUAUUGUGAUUAUGUUGAAACAAAAAUAUUAGACGUAAGUUAGGUUAAGUCAUUAUUUUAAUAUCAUUCAUUUAAUGUUCUAUUAUUAUAUUCAUGACGAUAAAUAAAGUAUUAUAAAAAUAUUAA
This is a messenger RNA of Spodoptera frugiperda (fall armyworm), 5524 nucleotides long. RefSeq names its product nucleolar complex protein 4 homolog. Gene Ontology annotation, cellular component: nucleolus; small-subunit processome; Noc4p-Nop14p complex. The record is from RefSeq and is a predicted model, not a curated record. The transcript has 10 exons. Gene Ontology annotation, biological process: ribosome biogenesis. Lineage: Eukaryota; Metazoa; Arthropoda; Insecta; Lepidoptera; Noctuidae. Bases 64 to 1602 code for a protein of 512 amino acids.